This is a messenger RNA of Puccinia triticina, 2697 nucleotides long. RefSeq lists its product as uncharacterized. The coding region runs from base 1 to 2697 and encodes 898 amino acids. Gene Ontology annotation, cellular component: nucleus. The transcript has 6 exons. NCBI's taxonomy places the organism in Eukaryota, Fungi, Basidiomycota, Pucciniomycetes, Pucciniales, Pucciniaceae. The record is from RefSeq and is a predicted model, not a curated record.
AUGGACAGCCAGCUGCUCCGACCCCAGCCGAUCUGGUACGACACCAGCUACCUGCCAGCACUGCCCGAGCCCAAGAACACGACCCCGAUCCCAGAGGAACAGGUCCAGCUGCUCAAGAGCCGCGGCGACCAUGUGCUCAGGACCAUCAGCGACCACUUCGCCAUCUCCAUCCAACCCGCCAAACACUCCGGCCUCAAACCCAAACCAGCUUCCUUCACCGGGCUCUCCGAGUCUGACAAGGCGUUCAUCCACCGCAUCCUCACCUCGGGUACCUCGACCGACAAGCUCUCCGCGCUCACCCUGCUCGUCUCCUCAACCCCGCUCCACUCCAGGAACCAUCUCUCAGCCCUGCUCAGCCUGGCCAAGAAGAAGAACCGCGAGGAGGCCGGCCGCACCCUCCGCUCGCUCGUCGAGUGGCUCAGAGGCCCCGGAAACCCACAGGCCGGCGGCCUCCCCGCGCGGAAGCUGAAGUACUUCAGAGACCAGCCCGGCCUGCCGGUCAUCGCCCAAGCCCACGGCCUAUCGAAGAGCCGGUGCAAGUUCAAGCCUGACGACGAGAGCCGCAAGGAACACGACGAGUGGCUGGCAACCUGGGCUUUCGAAGAUUGGCUCAAAAACUGGUAUCUCGAUCUGCUGCGGGCAUUCUCACAUGAUCCGAUCGUCAACACACGCUCUCAGAGCCUCACCCAUCUAUUCUAUCUGCUCAAGGACAAGCCAGAACAGGAGCAGAACCUGCUCACUCUACUGGUCAACAAACUCGGCGAUAGCAGCAAACUGAUCUGUUCCAGAUCAUCACACUAUCUGCUCCAAUUACUCCAAGUUCAUCCUUUCAUCAAACCGAUCGUCGCCAGAGAAAUAUCUGCCCUAGUCCUCAAGCCGAUCAUCCAGCCCUCCACUAAAGCCGCCGACAAAAAGAGUAACAACGACAAGAAGGCUUCAGACGACCCCAGCCUUCGUCAUCACGACCAUGCUCGCUACUACGGUACGAUCACCCUCAACCAGAUCCCACUCACCAAGGGAGAGCACGAUGUCUCGAACAAGCUCAUCCAUCUCUACUUCGAGCUCUUCAACGACCUCUUGGGCAAGGCUAAAGUCGAAGAAGAAGAGAAAGCACCAGAAGAUCUGAACGAGAAGAACGAAGAGGACCUCGAGGCUGAGCAUCUCGAAGAGCAACAACUAGCCCAGAAACAUGCCAAGGGUCGCAGCAAGAAGAAAGCUGGGAACCCAAGGCCGAUGUCCGCCAAGUCAACCAAGGCGAUCGCUGAAGAGGAAGCCCUUGCAGAAAAAAAAGCAAAGCUGGUCGCAGCCAUCCUAACCGGCUUGAAUCGUGCAUUCCCAUACGGAUCGAUCGAGAGUAACAUCCUCAAAGGGUACAUGGACACCCUCUUUCGAAUCACGCACACCGGUGCAUUUAGUGUCUCUAUCCAAGCCUUGAUCCUAGUUCAGCACCUCUUGAAGUCUAAACCGGAUCUCACCGACAGAUUCUACAGAGUGCUCUAUGGCACCCUCAUCGACUAUCGCUUGCUGACUGCGCCAUCCAAGCACGGCCUCUAUCUAAACCUACUCUUCAAGUCCAUCAAAGCUGAUCCCAACCACUCUCGCGUCUUGAGCUUCGUCAAACGAGUCGUCCAGAUCCUUCCUUACCAUCAACCGCCGUUCAUCUGUUCGGCUAUCGUCCUACUCGGCCAUCUAUUCUCAACAAAUACCAAGUGCAGUCAACUCUUCUCCAAACGUCCCGAAACGGAAGAAUUAGCUGAAAGAGAUCAGUAUGAUGGCCGGAAACGCGAUCCGAGCUACGCUAAUGCCGACAAGUCUUGCCUUUGGGAACUGGUGCCUUUAUUGAGCCAUUACCAUCCGGCUGUUAGUCUGAACGCAAGCCAACUCUUAUCCGGGGAGCCCAUCUCAUCCUCGGUCGACUUGACUCACCACACACUCUCGACCUUCCUCGAUAAAUUUGUCUACCGUCAGCCCAAGAAGAACGUCACCCAAAAGGGCUCUUCCAUCAUGCAGCCCGAUCUCCAUUACCGCCUCGCCGACGUCGUCAAACGUCGCGCUAACACUCAGACCUCCUCUCUCGAUCAAAAAAUUCCCGUGAAUUCUAAGAGUUUCUUGUGUCGUAAGGAGGAAGAAAUUCCCGCUGAUGAGGUAUUCUUCCACAAAUUCUUCAAGAAGAAGGAGAUCAACGAGCAGAAACACCAGAAGCAGAAAGAGCAACAAAAGUCGAAGAAAUCAAUCACGGAGGACAACGAUUUUGGAGGGAAAGGUGGGUCGGACGAUGGGUCAUCAGAGGAAGAGGAAGAGGAAGGCUCAGUCCUUCCCGGAUACGAUGACGACGAGGAGGAUGGAUCGGGGGAGGAGAACAACGAGGAUGAGGUAUGGGCGGCGAUGAAGUCGUCGAUGGGCAAGGAGCUGAAAGCGGCGAUGCCGGACGAUGAUGGGUCGGAGGACGACUGGUCGGGGAUGGACCCGGCAGAGUUCCAAGACAGCGAUGGGGACUCAGAGGAGGACGGCAAGCUGAAGCAGCUCCUGGCCGACGAAGAAGACGACGAGGUGUCGUCGUCAUUCGAGAACGAGGAGAUCAGCAAAUCAGACCAAGGACCGGCCGCUAAGAAACGGAAAACGUGGAAAACUUUGCCCACGUUCGCCUCUGCUGAUGAUUACCAGCAUCUCUUGUCUGAAAAUGAGUCUUUGCAUUAG